Molecule: messenger RNA, 569 nt
Organism: Cucurbita moschata (crookneck pumpkin)
Lineage: Eukaryota; Viridiplantae; Streptophyta; Magnoliopsida; Cucurbitales; Cucurbitaceae
Product: elongin-C-like
Exons: 3
Coding region: 79-375 (98 amino acids)
Biological process (GO): ubiquitin-dependent protein catabolic process
Cellular component (GO): elongin complex
Molecular function (GO): protein-macromolecule adaptor activity
Source: RefSeq, a predicted model, not a curated record
ACGAAAAUUUGGUUGCAACGUGAAGAAAGCGAGGGGAAGAGGAAUAUCUCUCAUUUCUGCAAAAUAGUUCAGAGCCAAAUGAAGAAGGAAGAGACUGUGAAAUUGAUCAGCGCUGAGGGUUUCGAGUUCUUGAUCCACAAGGAUGCUGCCAUGGUUUCUCAGACCAUUCGAAACAUGCUUACUUCCCCAGGUAAUUUUGCUGAAUCGCAACACAGAGAAGUGACUUUUCCUGAGAUUAGUACCACCAUUCUCGAGAAGAUUUGCCAAUAUUUUUACUGGAAUCUUCAAUUCGCCAGUGGGAAAGAGACCGAGUUCCCGAUUGAACCUGAAUUGACUCUUGAGUUGAUGAUGGCUGCCAACUAUCUCCAUACAUGAAAUGUGACCUCCGUGCAACCUUCCAGAUAGAACCAUUUGACAUUAUAAUCAGGUGGCAAUUAUUGUAGGGAUAAAUGUUGGGUAUUUUUGUACUUAGCUAGCCUCACUGAGAUGACUUAUAGAAUACACUUGAAACAUCUAUGUUUCCAUAACCUUUUGUUUUAAGGAGAUAUUGGUCGAUGGUUCUUCAGAAG